Molecule: messenger RNA, 6451 nt
Organism: Ooceraea biroi (clonal raider ant)
Lineage: Eukaryota; Metazoa; Arthropoda; Insecta; Hymenoptera; Formicidae
Source: RefSeq, a predicted model, not a curated record
AUCGCGGGGGUGGGUUUCGUACGGCCAAGGCAGUGGAGCCGCGGACAGUCGCCUCGACGCUACCACCUCUCUCAGUUGCUCCUCGGUUUCCGGACUCGACGGACAUAGGGACGGGCCAGAAAAUGCGUACCGCCGCCGUAUGGAUCGCUUUCAUCCUGACGUGUACAAGCGAGUCGUUUAUCGCGGGUAUGCGAUACAUCGACCCGCAACCAGGAAGUAACGGCGACAUCGGGGACAAACGAGUGGACUUGACCGAGCCGUCGUGCGACGAGCUACGCGCCAUGUGGAGGUAUACGAAGAGACAGAGCAGAGCCGCUAAAACCACCAACGGAUAUCCGAUGUAUCCGCCGUUCUAUUCCAAUGUAUGGCACAACGUCGCAUUUCCCGAUCGCACUAAAUUUUCCCCGGGAUACCGAGAAACGUUCGCGUUUGCAGGAAGACACGUCGGACGGCCGCGUAGCCGGGCCGCCGGGGGUGCACCGAUCUACGGAAGGAUGGUACACAAGGCUCCGGCAGGAAGCAGAUGGCGAAACGCGAUGCGAGGACCAUCGCGCACAAGGGCCUUUGAGGAGUUUUCGCGGCAGUACGGUACCGUGAAUCGUUUCACGCCGAACAACCGUCGCAUCACCAGUUUUCGCGUUGGCGGCGGUAUCUCACCUCCAAAGUCGCAGCUUCCCCAAUCCGGCAGUUUCGAGGCGCUCAAAAAAAUUAUUCAGGCCGAGAGGGCACGCGAGUUACAGGAGCAACAUGUUGCCGAACAGAUGGAAACGGAAAUUGCCGGUAAACAGAGUACGGACGAUGAACAAGAAGAUGCACAACAGCUGCCAAAGCAUUUUUUCGACCCGAUGCCCCCAGUCUACGAAAUAACACCAAAAGUCAAUUACGAUAACAAUCAGCGACGUUAUUCGGCUUCGAACAUUCCUAAUUUCAGUAUGGCUUGGUCGAGGAGCGGACCUGUCUCGCGAGAAUACGUAUCACCUUAGUAUGCUGCGAACUGUUGCGAAGAAACGGUACAAAUCCGAAAACUGCCGCAUGCAUACUAGCGUUUGUCACCGCGUUCUACACGAUGCAGCUGCAGCCAGCCGCUUCUCGCGAACGUAAAGCAACGUCUCACUCGCCGCGUCUCAAGAUAAUCUUCUUUGUGUCGCGAGGCUCUGGAUCUUUCUGCAAACUUUCAAGUCUAUGAUAUCAACGAUGUAAGUGUAGACGCGAAAUGUAUUUUAACCCGAUAUUGCCCAAUAUGGAAAAACCUUAUCAAGCGUGUAAAACUGCGCGCAGUGCGCUUUCUCUCUUACCGAGAGAUCUUUCAAGUUCUCAGUGCGAGAGAAAUCAGUUUCAGUUACGGAGCAUCUAUCCGUCAAGUUAAAAGUCCAAAGUUCAAUUCAUUCUCCCGGAAUGUAUCGGAACGUCGCACAUGUAUCUCUGAUACGAAUAUCAAAUGAGAUGCAUUAUACAUUGAGGCAUAUCGGGUUGAUCGUAUUGACAUUGCGCAUGUAUUUUUCGGCGCUUCAUAUCUUCAUAUUUCUGCACAUGUUUCGCAUCGCAUUGAAACGCAAUUUCCUGCAUAUUUUCAUCGGCUUUCUUUUCCAGUCAUUGAAAGGUGAAUGCAACAAAUGUAACAAAGAAAUAUGAUAGAGAAAAAGCUCUUCUGUCAUAUGAGGUAACAUAAAAUCAUAUUUAAAUGGAUUUGACACUUUGACAGAGAAAUGGAACAUUCACCGACUUGAUCUCUCCCUCCCUCUCUCUCUCUCUCUCUAAAAAAGGAAUUGCUUCUCUAUCCUUUGCAAGAAAAGAAUUGCGAAUUAGUUCAAGACAUUAAAUCGAAUUUUCAAAGAAGUAAAAAGGAAAAAGAAAAUAAAAAAUGGAAAAGUCAGUCAAGCACUUGGUGAAAAAUCUCAAAGCGCAAAUGCGAUUCAAUGUAUGGUUGGUACAUAGUUGGUACAUUCACAGCUUCCACGUGUAAAGUUUUAAUGGCGUCUCAAGAAAUAUCAUUUGGAAAUUAAAAAUUUUAAAGUUAUAAGGAUCGAUUUAAUUACGAUGUAUUCAAUAUAUUAGGAUAUUACGUCUCAAACUAUUACAGUGUUAAUUUCAAAUUUUAAUAUUGUUUUUUAAUAUCUUUCGCUACCUUCAAGUUUGACAAGUUUAGGAAUCAUGUAGAGAAAAAGAGCGAAAGCGAGAGAAAGAGAGAGAGGACUUUGAUAAUAAAUAAAUGAGAUAAUAUUUACUUAAAUGUUGUAGUAAGAGUAAAUUUGCUAGUAAUUUUGAUUACUGUAGAUUAUCCUCGUAAAGAAUGCCGUAUAAUUAUCGGUUCAUCUCACACACAUAGCCUGAAAGAUAAAUAUAUAUAUAUAUAUAAAUUUGCUAUACGGUUCGAUACUCGAUUUUAAAAUAAAAAUUGGCAAAAUCUUUUCCCGUGGCUGUUUGCAUGUAAACGUUUGCAGGUGUGCCAAAUAGAAUGUUGCACCCUGGCUUCCUUCAUUUACAACAUUACAAAAUACUCUUGGACAAUAAACUAGCAAGACUUAUAUCUAACAAAUUUUGACAUUGUAUAUUAACUCAAUUUAAGAGAUUUUAGAGCAUAUUCCACGAUAAAUCCAUCGAAAUGCACUACAUGUAGUGCCGAUGCAUUGGAAAUGGAAGACAAUAAUUACUCUUAAGAAAAGAUUUGUGAGUACACUAUACUCUUGUGUUCCUGAUGAAUACACAAUUACAUUACGGUCUAAGCGAAAAGAGAGAAAAAUCUGGAAAAAAAGAAGAAUGAUUAUUCCUGAUAUCUCGUAGAUCGAAAUGAAGGGAAAACGAAAGCUUUGUGCGAAAAGUAAUUAUCGUUAAUUGUACGUGCAAGCAAUCUUGGCCCUUAAAUGUUUAAAUGUUCAUUAACGUUGUAUGAAUUGCGAUAAACUCAAAAGUGCAUAUGAAAAUCGAUAUAUAAGAGUAUAUCGCUUAUCAUAUUAUCUUGAACGCGAUAUUAAUAAUGUAAAAUUUUGUCGUUCGCCUUUCGACAUUUUACGCAAUUUACACUAUAAAAUCUAAUUAAUUACAAUUAAUAAAACAAUCUGCAGUUACUUGUCACUUAUAAUUAACAAUGCGAAACUGCAUUAUAGCAAAUGAUGAUCAAACAAUUAAGGGUUAAAGAGGGCAUCUCGAUGACAAUAAAUGUAAAACUUUCUUGUAUAAUCUAAUAAAAACUUGAAAUUGCGUAGACGACGACAUAUAUUUGUGUGGCUUACUCCGUAGCUCAUGCUGAAGAAAUAAUCACCUUCGGCUUUUGUAGUUGAUGCAAAAGAUAUAUAUCUAUCUAUCUAUAUAUACAUAUAUACAUACAUACAUAUAUAUAUGUAUAUACAAAAUAUAUAUAUAUAUAUAUCUUUUAUUAUACAUAUACAUAUAUAUCAUGUGCAUAAUAAUUUCAUAUUAAAUGACGAUUCUGACUGCAAAAGACUUUAUACUUGCAUAUUUGAAUGCCAUAUAUCUAUGUGAAAAUGUAUUAUUAUUAUUUACACAGACACACACACACACACAGAUGCAAAAUGUACAGACGUGUAACUAACAAUUUCACAAUUUACUCUUUGAUCUACAUUUUAUCUUGCAAUUUUUGAUAAAUUUUUAUAAACACUGAUCGAUUAAGUGGUAGCAUUCUUAUUCUUUAUUGUAUAAUUAAGCUGUUAUGUGUAUAAAUACGUGUUUAGUUAUGUGUAUAAAUGCGCGUUAUAGUUAUAUACAUUAUUAGUUAGUUAUACAUCUACAUUAUUGGUUAAUGACGAUAAUGCAUCCUAUAAUAUCGAAAAUUCUAUAUUUCAUUGUGUCCUUUGGUGAAAAAAUUAGAGUGUUGAUAUGAAAGUUGAAAAUAUGUUUAGAAUAAAACUUGAUUGAAUAGAAUGCAAUCGAAAUAUGUUAAAAGUCGAGGAUCUACAGAAACAAUUGUUUUUUAUAAAGAAUAUUCGUUUGAUGUACUCGGUCCUUUAUUUUCGGUCAUUUAUUUUUUUAUUUCCAGUUCCGCGCGCGGGGAGAAAUGUUCGCGCACAUUAUUAUACAUAUAGAUACAUGUUUUGUACCAAUUAGCUUGCGCUAAUAAUAAUUAUAAUUAUAAUUUAUAAUUUAUAUAAUCUGUAUAAACUUUACAAUUAUCGAGUGAGCUAUAAAUUAUUCGAUUGAUCCUAUCCGUCGAUUUUAUUCUCCGAAGCACUUUUCAAGAAAGGCUGUUACUUACAGUACUCGAUCAUAGAUUAGUUAUUUUUAAGUACCGUUAUUUAGGCCGAGGUUCUUAGUUGAGACCCAGUGCCUGAUUACAAACUAGAGACUGGUCGAACAAUCUCGAGAUUAAGACUUGAGCAAGCUGCACGCUCGAAACUUUAUUAUUACUUUGAAAUAAGGAUAUUAAUAUUAAACGUAUCAACGUGUUACAUGCAUGUUUUGUAUUCGUACAUUGUAUAUGUAUGUAUUUAUCGCACAAGUAUUAACGACCGAUUUCGAGUCGAUCAACUUGAAGAGAUAUAGUGUAAUCUUGUCUCUAUCAAAAUUAUUAUGUAAUAUUAAGUUUUUAAUUGCGUUGUAAAAAACAAAUCAACCACGUGACGUCUUUAUAAGUAAUGGCAUAAAUAUUAAUGGACUAUCACGUUAUCUGUUGCAAAACAGUAUUAAAUGUUACGAACCAGUAUAAGCGAGUAUGCAGCUGCUUGAAUUCUUUCUCUCUAAACUCUUGAAACCUCACAGUGUGCUUAUCUAUAUAUAUAUUUUAUUAUUUUAGAUAGUAAAAAUUGCCACACACGACUACAUAAUAUAUGACAAUAAAUUAACCAUAGAUGAUACUUUCAAAUGAAAGAAGGCGAGAGAGCAAAAGAGAGAAUGUGUGCGUGUUGUGUGUGUGUGUGUGUGUGUGUGAGAGAGAGAAAAAGAAAAGUACGUACCUCAAGUACGAUAAUUCUAUAAUAAAAGACUUGCGUAUUGUUUAAGGUACAUAAGUGUUACUCCUAUACAUAUGUAGCUGGCGUGCACAUAACUUUGUGCAUAUGCAAUGCAUAUUCAAUGAAUUAACGAAACAAUACUUUAUCAUCGUAUAUUUGACAUAGAAACUUUAAUAUUAUGGGGAGGGAUGGGAAAGAUACUAAUUAUAUCUACUUAUAAUUAUAAAAAAUUUUAAGGAAUAACAGACAAUAAUUAAUGAUAAAAUAUAUCUCCUAUUGAAGACUUAGGCUUAAAAAAAUAUUAAUAAAAAAAAGAAAAAAAACCAAACGUGCAUACGAAAAUAAAUACGUACAUGCUUAUCCCGGCAUUUUGCCUUCGUCUAUCGCGCUAAAUAAUUUUAGUGUAAAAUUUCCUAUGCACCAUCUCUCUCUUUCAUUGUGAAGCACAUUUUAUUUAUAAUAUAACAACGAUAUUUUGCACAAUAACAAAAGUGUACUGUAGUGUUUUGGAUAUUUUGUUAUAUUUUUCAUUAUUUUCAAUAAUGUGUGUGUGCUUGAUACAUCAUUAUUUCUGCGUACUUUCUAAGCUAUUGUGAUUUUACGUAUGUAAGAGAUUUAAUUAAAAGCUGAUAUGAUAUAAGUUAAGUAAUAAUUACGCUGAUGUGAAAAGUGCGUAUUAAAAAGUGUACCGUAUCUAUAAUUGGCAACAAUACUUCACGUAAAAACUUCGUUAGCGUUGGUAACUGAUAAAGGAUUGAUUUACUUAAAUUAAUCAUUAAAUUAAAUAAUAGAAUUGUCUGUAAUAAAUGUAUAGAUACACGCAUACACACCUUUCCAGCGUGAAAAAUCUUGCAUUUUUCCCGCGUUAUAAAUUAAUGCAAGAGCAAAAGAAAAAAAACCAAAACAAAAUUAUAUAUUAAUUCAUUAAUGCUUAUGGCUCAGUAAAUUAAUUUACCAUUAAAAAUAUGCUGUACUCGGUAGCCAGAAAAUGUACUGUUGUGCACCGAUGAAUGUAUCAUUGUUGCGUUAUGUCACCUAAUUUAAAUAUAUGUAUAUAAUGUCCCGAAUAUCGCGCAUUUUCUGAUUGUAAAUUUGCUGCUAAUACUUUAGUUAGUUUUAAGAAAAAUCUCUAAUGCCGUUACUUUUUAUAAUUUUUAUUUUACAAUAGUGUUCUCUAUGCUAUAUUGUAUAUAGCGACAGUAUUAUAUAAUUAAAUUUACUGGCUACAUUAUGUAACGAAAUCAACCUAACCUCUGACAUCUCAGAUAAUAAGAUUCGCAUGUCUAUAACUGGAAAUGUUUAAUUUCCAACUUUUAUCAAUCCAAAACUGAAAACUAUCAAUACCGUAUUACUGAAGCACCUUCCUCUUAAGUUGCGAAAUCUUCAAUUCGAAAGUUUCGAAAUCAACAACUUUAAUACCAAGAAAAAGCGCGAUGCUGAUUGACCAUGUAUAUGUGUACUACGUAUUAUAGCAGAUGUUUCACAAGUAUGUGUACAUAUUCUAUUGGAUUAUAUUUUAUUUUCAAAUAUAUGUCUCUCAAUCAAAA